CAACUGAAUCAAGUGCAAGGACACAUGGGGCCCCUUCAAUCCGAUGGAUGCGCAACCUCGGAGCACGACUCGCUUUCGCUCACAGUUCUGACCAGUCUGCCCGUUCGUUUUUCCCUGCGCCCUUGCUCCCGGAACUCUAGUCGUCGCCAGCCUUCACCAUCCUCGAAUCAUCAAUGUCUCAUUGGUAGCCACUCCAAACCUUUCGCGGCCUCAACCCUAUCGGACCCUGAAGCUGUGGGCUAUAUCUAGACAGCCAAUUUUUCACUUAUUAGCGCACCCAAGAGAUGCCCCCUUCACCUAUCCAAUCGACCUAUGAUCACAGCUCUCAUCUUCAUGCAACCUGGCCGUGUCUGCUUUGGCGAACUGCUUGUGGAUCAGUUUUACUGGUUAUCGGGUCUACACAUCCUGCUUUCCCUCUAUGACCAUUUGGGCUGCCCAUGGACUCCGAUGACCCGUUGUACACCUUACGGAUUCGACGCGCUUUGCAGGUUCCAUCGACAAAGGGGAGUAGACAACAAAGAAGAGGUAAAUGGAGUGCAGGAACCCAUACACGCCCUUUUCCCUUUUCCAUCCGAUGGAUGCACAGCGAGAAAGAACGACCCACCUUCCUUUCCGCUUCAACAUGUUGUUUCUGUCACCUGGUCUCGACGUAUGCUCUUGCCCCGGGCCGUUUCCCUUGAAGCUCUCAGCCUUCCUGCCUUUCGGUCACAACCCACUUCCUUUGGAGUACCCUGUCGCCAGGUUUCUUUCGUCACGGAUCUUUCUCUUCUUGGGUAGCUCAUCAAUCACUAUUUCUGCGCCAAACUUCCAACAAAGGCGGCGAACACAUCACUUCCGUCAUAUGACGAUGGUAUGUCCCGUUUAUUUCGGGAGAGUGGGAGUGGGACACUUUGGCGGGACGCCCUCGUGGCGUCGGUAUGGACAUGUUCCCACAGGCGCUUGCACCUGUUGUCCAUGCCCCUUUCCUGUUAGGGUGGAACUUUGCGAGCCAGUUGGCUCGCAUAGUGUCCACCCAACAGGUUUGGUCGUAAGUAUCAUUUCUCCUCUCACAUUGAGACUCAUGCUGACAUCCUUACAUGUCCAGGAACAUCUUAU
Cantharellus anzutake is the source of this 1095-nucleotide messenger RNA. RefSeq lists its product as uncharacterized. The transcript is spliced from 2 exons. Bases 313 to 777 code for a protein of 154 amino acids. Lineage: Eukaryota; Fungi; Basidiomycota; Agaricomycetes; Cantharellales; Hydnaceae. The record is from RefSeq and is a predicted model, not a curated record.